GAUUGCGUCCAUUCGCCCACGAAGAAAGAACGAAAGAAGAGAAAUCCGUAGCCGGAGAACUGCCAUCACGCAGCUACCGCACGUCUUCUUUCUGAUCGCUUUUAUCACCAGCUGGACUUGCUCCACUUCAACACGAUGAACGACUUCCACAAGAUUCUCGAGGAGGAUAAGGCGUACCUGGAGAAGGUCGGCAUGCGCUCGAUUCUGCAGGAGUUUGUUACGGACACGAUGGAGGAUCACCCGGCCAACGUGUACGAGUACAUGGCCGCAUGGGCGACAAAAAAGGCAGUCCAUCGGCACGCCACAAAGGAAGAAACUGUGGGGGAAGCGGGUGGCAUGUACCCAACGAAUGAGUCACCCAAUGGUGUAGCGCAUUCCAACUUUUCUGAAUCGCGCCCGGACCCGCAUCUUCGUCGUCACGAGGGUGCCUUUGACAUUGGACAUCCUGUGAAGGAAGUGCCCGCAGGGGCUGACAGCACUCCGGAGCCGAAGGUAUCCUCCAAAGUGAUUGAUGAAGUCUCAAGCGCAAUCGAGGACGCCCGAGAAUUGUAG
Molecule: messenger RNA, 552 nt
Organism: Leptomonas pyrrhocoris
Lineage: Eukaryota; Euglenozoa; Kinetoplastea; Trypanosomatida; Trypanosomatidae
Exons: 1
Coding region: 136-552 (138 amino acids)
Source: RefSeq, a predicted model, not a curated record